CGGGUUGCCCUCGAAACCCGCACGAAUCCGAUGGUUAUGCGGCUAGGCAAACCCGUGUGUGUGUGUGGAAAACACUGCAGCCUGUCGUCUCAGUGCGGAAAGGGGGAAAACAGGAAACAUAAGUCGAACUGCACCCAGCUCAGGAUCGUGCAAAAAGAAGUUUUGUCGUCGCCGCGGAAAACUCCGAGUUUUUUUUGUGUGCGAAAGGAUACACGCACGUCGUGUGGUGUUCGAAAACGAAAGGUGUGCUACUUGGCGACAAAGCAAGCAUGCCAACAGCAGCAGCAGCAGCAUAACCCCUGCACUAGGCCCAGGAGUCAAGGCCUACCUUGUUCUUGUUGUGUGGUUUUCGCAGGCUGAGGGGCGCGCUUAAGAUGUAGCAUACUUUGUUCUGUCCUAGUUCCUGGACCGUAUGUGCGUGUGUGACUGGGGUCAUCGCUAUCCCUAGUGCUUGUUAGUUUUCCCUUCAAUCCAGUGCAGUACACCGUGACUCCGUGCAAAGGCGGUGUGAAAGGCGGCGGCGACACACCGCACGCAUCACGCUACGGGCACGCGCGGCACAGAAAAAGACAGAAGGCGAAGGAGAGUGGGACAGCUGAUCCAAUCCUUGGCCGUCGUGCGAGUCGUUCAAGGGAAAGGAUCGUGCGAAGCACGCAUAAAGCAAAAACCCCAACGAGUGAGCGAGAACGCCGUGUUAUGAUACGGCCUGGUACCAAGGCCAGGUAGGCUCGGAAGCAAGCAGGCAGGCAGAGGUAGUGGGGUGAGCGCGUCGCGAUUGUCUCUGGCGGCGGUCGUCUUCUUCCUUGCGAACCCGUUAGUCGCGCCGGUAACCACCACCCGCCCGAGACGAUUAGAAGAAGGCAAACAGAAGCGCCGUUCGUCCCGUGUGUCUUCCUCCCUCUCGGGGGUCCUCGGAGGUGCGGCCGACUUGAACGCGGAAUCUCCCUCGCAGCCGCAGAUUGGGUGUGCCCGCCGCUGCGAUUGCCGAAUAGUUGAAAGUCGAUGGCCGCAACCGAUUCCGUGUGCUGUGUUUGUGUGUCCGUACGUGCGCGAGAACGGCACGGAAAGGUGCAAUAAUCAGUGGUGCGGAGUGCGUGUGUGCGGCGGAUUCGUUCUUUGGCUAUUUUCGGCCAUUCUGGGGCCGGCCGCACCGUCUUCACAUAUCUCCAGAGUGCGUGGGGAGAAGGGAAGAGAGUGCGAGAGAGCGUUUUCUGCGUGAUUCACCCCAAAAGUACGUGUCUCGUUGUGUUUGUGCGUGUACGUGUGCGCGCGCGUGUGCCCGUUGCAGGUAUUUCCUCAAAUCGGCCACACGAUAAUAGUGCCGUGCCGUCGUGCCGUGUGACCGGUGAUAGUGGAUGGUCGGGGUUAGAUUGCCUUCUCGCAAAGUGUUCCAGAAGGGGUAUGGCAUGCCGGCCGGCCUUCGGUGGCGUGCUGCUGGUGCUGGGUUUCAGCAAGUGAUGCUAGGAAAGGAAAGUGGUUUAGUAUCACACUAAACACCACCCAGCGAUUGUGGGGAGUGGCCGAAAGAUCAAUAAGAACAGGCGUGUUAAGGAGAGAAGGAGUUUCACAAUAAAGCAUCUCGCCAUCAUCCCCCAAGAACGGCAGCAGCCGGUCGCAUAAGAUGUCAACUUCAUCGGAAAGAGUGGAAUGGGUGGAAAUCAUCGAGCCCCGCACGAAGGAACACAUGUACGCCAACCUAACCACGGGCGAAUGUGUCUGGGAUCCUCCGGAGGGUGUCAACAUAAAGCGAACCGAUGCGUCGCAGUGGUGGGAGCUGUUCGAUACGAAUACCUGCCGGUUCUACUACUACAAUGUCGCCUCACAGAAGACGGUGUGGCACCGGCCGCAGAACUGUGAUAUUAUCCCGCUGGCCAAGCUGCAAACGCUGAAGCAGAAUACGGAUCCGGGUGAACGGAAGGAAGCGACUCUUCCGCACCAUCACCACCACCAUGGCCAUGGUCAUCACGGUGGUAGUGGUAGCAGCAGCGGUGGUGGUGGUGCCGCCGGUCUCGGCAGCUUAGGUUCCAUUGGUUCCAGCAAGCACGGUGGUAGCGGAACGGUAGGCAAAUCCUGUGGCCACCGUACCACGACGGGCGUAACGGAUUACCGGGAUCGCGAUCAUCAUCAUCGUAGCUCGAGCUCCGGCCAUCGGCGUGGCGGCGCUGGUGCGGGUGGAGCGUUGGAUCAUCGUAGCAACAGCGAACUCUUGGCGAGCCCACAAGGACGGCACAGUCUGCAGCAUAGUUACCGGAUGCUGCAGGAAAGCUCCAGCUCACACAACAUUCCCCAUUCGGUGAUAGUUCCUUCACCCUCGAACACUUCGGCCUCGGCGAUCAGCAGUAGCGAGAAGCUGGCCACGCUGUCCUCGCUGCAUCACUCUUCCGCCCUGCCACCGCCACACCAGAUGCUGUCCUAUUCGGUCUCGAAUUCGUCCGACCUCGGUGCCGGUGGUGGUAGUCUCUCCUCGCCAUCGCACUCGCUGAGCACGCCACAGUUCAAGAAAAAGUUUGGUCACGGCGAUGGCAGCUCGUCCCGUUCGUCCUCGAAGGAGGAUGGAAGAGCCGCCAACCUUGGCGUAGUAGUGGGCGCCAUGGUGUCCAAGCAUGAAAGCUUUGAUUACGGUGGUAAUCCUGGGGCUUCGAUUGCCCUAACACGCUCUGGGAGCUUCCUGUCGUCGGCCGGCAUCACCAGUACGGGCAUCAGUGGAUCUAGUGGCCUUGGUACACCGACUUCUUCCCGACCAUACGCAGCGGGUCCGACCGGUAGCGGUGGUAGUCACCAUUCAUCCUCUGCUGGUUCGCAUCGAAAGGGCAGUUUCGAAGGAAACGGUGGUAGUGGUACGGGUGCAGCUACCGGUGGAGGCGCUGGUCCAGGUGGUGGAGCUGGAAGUGAUGAUUCGAUGCACGAGAAGUACUUCAAAUCGGUGGAAAACACUCCGCUUAGCAGGAGACGCCACUCGUCGGCUUCCAAAUCGCCCUUGCAGCAGCAGAAGCAGUCGAGCGAUUCUAGUCCGCAAAGCCCACUCAGUCCACCCCAGCAGCAGCAGCAGCAACAGCAAUCCACCAAGGUGCAGCGUCCAUCGGCGCUCUCGGUUGAGCUGGGUGCAACAGCGCCUUCCGGUGGUAGUUACCAAGCCCAGGCAAACAGCAAAUCUAGUCACAAAGGUAGCAACGACGACAGCGAACGAUACUGCAAUGUGUUGAUGGAAGCUGGUGGAUCAGUCGGGGUGGCCGCAGAUCGCUAUCUGGACAAGGUACGGCUUGAUCAGCGCGCAGCCGGAAAAGUGUCGCCCGGUGCUGUAUCCUUGGGAGGCAAACAGUCACCUUACCCGACCGGCGGUAUCGGAUCGACAGCCUCGUCCUCUAGUCAUCUGUUCGAUUCGCAACCAGCUGCGGCCGCCCCGAUCGGUGGCAAAACCAAACACCAGCCAGCGGGCACUGAUAUCAGCAAUGCCACGACGGCAGCUGCUAGUGGAAAGGAUCAGUUUUCCCUUAAUCUGAAUCAACCGAAUCUCGAACGGCACAACAAAGAAAUGGGCGCACUACGGCAGCAACAGCAGCAGCAGCAGCAGCAUGAACCAUCGCAGCUCGAGAAAAAGUCUUCGGGUUCGACACAAACUGUCGCUUCGAACAGCUCCUCGACGGCUGCAAAGCAUGGUAAAAAGUCACGUAACUAUAACAACCAUAGCCACCAGCAAGGAGGAGGCGGUGGUGGACCGGGUGCUGGCACCGGUUUUGAUUUCGAUUACGACAAUGGCAACACAUCACCACUGUACUGCAACUGGGAUAAGGAGAUGCAGGAACAUUUGCUUCCUCUGCAGCACUACAUACUGGAACAGGCAAAACUGUCCGGUUCGUACGGUUUCGGGGAGCUCGAUUCGGAUUCGUUCCACUCGGAUAGUCAAUCUGAACAUUCGUUCUCGGGCCACGAACCGGACAAUGAGGACUCUGACCAUUCCGAUGGUCACGGUGACUACUUGGCGCACUAUCCGUACGAAGAGUACGGCACCCGGCAUGCACCGGAUGGUGGCGUGUCGUACUACAACUUCGAGUUCAGUUUUGGUGAUCGCGAUGAGAAAGAGGACAUAUCCGAAGAAGUAACGGCCAAGUUGGAAAGCAUCCCCGAUCAAAUCUACAGCCCGGUGAAGAACCAUCCUCCGUUGCACAAGUUUUCGGCCGGAGUAUACCCGGGCUUCAAGCACGAUUCGGGGGCCACCGAUGCGGUUGAUCGUGGAGGAGACACUGGACGACCGGGAGGAAUGGGAACUAUUGGUUCCAAAACGUCCUACCUGCAGCAAAUGGCCAGUCAACAAUUGUUGCAGCAUGGCAUCGGUGGCCAGCAUCAGCCACAGCAGCAUCCGCAGCAGCAACAGGCGCCACCUCAAAAGCUUAACAAAGCCACGCUUUUGCAGCGCUUUCAGGAUAAUCUCUCGCUCGGACCGAGCCCGGUGCCGGGUAAGAUAGCGGAAAUGGCCCUACUGAAAGAGUGCGAUAUUGAGAAGUUCGCCCAAGACAACCUGAACCUGCACUCGAAGGGUAUCUUCCGAAAGAAGUCCUCCGUGCGCGAUAUGCUCAUCUGGACCUCGAAUGCGAUCAGCCGACCGAUGUUGUCGUUGGCGCGCGAUAAGGCAGGCAAAAAGAUGGCGACGGAUCUGUUCAAGCUGGUGCAAAUCUACAUGGGCGACCGAAAGGCCCGCCUAGGCAUGAGUCUCAACUCGGUCGCAAUCGAUAUCGUGACGAUGGCGAUGGCACAGUCGCAGCUGCGUGACGAGCUGUAUAUUCAAAUAUGCCGUCAGACGACGGAAAACCCAAGUCGUGAUUCACUGAUGCGUGGCUGGGAGCUGAUGGCGAUCUGUCUCUCGUUUGUGCCGCCAUCGCCCACGUUUCAGCCGGCACUGCUGGGCUAUAUCAAUCGGCACCGGGAUCCCUCAUUUGCGACCAGUUUCCCGGAAGUAGGCAAGUGGCCGAUACAUGUACAGAUCUCGCACUACGCAACGAUCGCCUGUCGGCGGCUGGAUCGAAUUGGUAGUUCCGGUCGGAAGCAGGCCAAACGCCCCUCGGAGGACGACAUCAAUCAGGCACGGGAACAGAUUUUCCGUGACAGCAUGUUUGGCAACACACUGCAGGAAGUGAUGGAACUUCAAAAAGAACGCUUCCCCGAUCGGAAGCUACCGUGGAUCCAGACCACGCUCUCCGAACAAGUGUUGCUGCUCAGCGGAAAGCAAACUGAAGGUAUCUUCCGCGUGCCGGCCGAUGUGGAUGAGGUCAAUAUGCUGAAAAAUAGGAUCGAUCGUUGGGAGUUUCCGGAAAACAAGGGCACAAUGGAUGCUCAUGCUCCCGCUAGUUUGCUGAAGCUAUGGUAUCGUGAGCUGUACGAUCCAUUGAUUCCGGACGAGCUGUACGACGAGUGCGUUCAGACAGAGGAUCCAGCAGAAGCGGCAGCCAUCGUGGAGAAGCUACCAAAGAUUAAUCGAUUGGUUCUUACAUAUUUAAUACAUUUCCUGCAACAGUUUUCGCUGCCCGAUGUGGUCGCUAACACCAAGAUGGAUUCGUCAAAUUUGGCGAUGGUAUUUGCACCAAAUCUACUACGCUGCCAGUCGCAGGAUCCAAAGGUGAUCCUCGAGAACGCCCGCAAGGAGAUGACGUUCAUGCGCACACUGAUUCAGCACAUGGACACAGCCAGUGUGGCACACAUGGUUUGAGGAACGUAUAG
Anopheles darlingi is the source of this 5712-nucleotide messenger RNA. It is a transcript of the gene RhoGAP93B, whose product is annotated as hornerin. Gene Ontology annotation, molecular function: protein binding; GTPase activator activity. Gene Ontology annotation, biological process: signal transduction. The transcript has 10 exons. Bases 1622 to 5701 code for a protein of 1359 amino acids. Gene Ontology annotation, cellular component: cytoplasm; cytoskeleton. NCBI's taxonomy places the organism in Eukaryota, Metazoa, Arthropoda, Insecta, Diptera, Culicidae. The record is from RefSeq and is a predicted model, not a curated record.